Messenger RNA from Gopherus evgoodei (Goodes thornscrub tortoise), 1968 nucleotides. RefSeq names its product polycystin 2 like 2, transient receptor potential cation channel (gene PKD2L2). The record is from RefSeq and is a predicted model, not a curated record. Lineage: Eukaryota; Metazoa; Chordata; Testudines; Testudinidae. Gene Ontology annotation, biological process: detection of mechanical stimulus. Bases 1 to 1968 code for a protein of 655 amino acids. Gene Ontology annotation, molecular function: calcium ion binding; calcium channel activity. Gene Ontology annotation, cellular component: membrane. The transcript is spliced from 14 exons.
AUGGUGACUAAGGAUGCUGUGGAGAACUCCAGUCUUGCAGGAAGUAUUGUGAAACCUCGUCUGACCUAUAGCAGAGAGCUAGAAAUUAAAACUACCCUUCAGGAACUGCUGAUCUACAUCAUUUUCCUUACAGAUCUAUGUAUAUUGACAUUUGGCAUGGUGAACACAGACAUGUAUUACUUGAACAAAGUUAUGUCAAAUCUCUUUCUGGAAACCUCUGUGUCUGAGACAGAUAGAACUUCCUUCAAGACCAUAGGCAGCAUGGUUGAUUUCUGGAAGUUUGCAGAAGGACCCUUGCUUGAUGGUCUGUACUGGGACACGUGGUACAAUAACAAGACAUUGACCAGCCACAAAAACAGCAGUCAUGUUUACUAUGAGAACUUACUUUUAGGAGUAGCCCAGAUUCGUCAGCUAAAAGUCCGCAACAACACGUGCGCUAUCUAUCCCUAUUUCCGAACAUUUCUGAAAGAGUGUUAUCGCGAAUACCGCUAUGUCGCUGAAGAUAAAUCUGAUUUUGGUCUAAAGAAUGGGUCUGUAUGGACGUAUUCCUCUGCAUCCUCAUUAGCCCCCUGGCACUGGGGAGCCAUGGGCCUUUACAGCGGUGGAGGAUUUAUGUUCACCUUACCUAAAUCAAGGAGUGAGAGCAUAAGGAAGCUUGCGUUUCUCAGACGCAACGGCUGGCUCACUAGAGGGACAAGAGUCGUAUUUAUUGACUUCUCAGUGUAUAAUGCCAACAUAAACCUCUUUUGUGUAGUCAGGUUGGUAGUGGAAUUCCCAGCCACUGGUGGUGCUCUUCCUUCUUCGCAGUUUUACUCAGUAAAGCUUCUCAGAUACGUCACUUAUUACGAUUAUUUCCUUGCCUCUUGUGAAGUCAUCUUUUGCCUCUUCAUCUUUGCUUUCAUCAUCCAAGAAAUUUUAAAAGUUAAAAAGCUGAAAACGGAAUAUUUUAAAAGUGCCUGGAACUGGCUGGACAUGCUGCUGGUGUCGCUGUCUAUCUUUGCCAUUGCCUUCAAUAUGUACCGUACUGUAGAGGUGUCCUUGCUGAUGGAAAGCCUGCUCUCUAAUGCCUAUGUGUAUCCAGACUUUUAUUUCCUUGCAUACUGGCAAACCCGUUACAACAACAUGAUUGCUAUCAAUGUCUUCUUUGCCUGGAUAAAGAUAUUUAAGUUCAUAAGCUUUAACAAGACGAUGACUCAGCUGUCUUCCACUUUAUCCCGCUGUGCCAAAGACAUCAUCGGAUUUGCCAUCAUGUUUUUCAUCAUAUUCUUUGCAUAUGCACAGUUAGGCUACCUGGUCUUCGGGUCACAAGUUGAUGAGUUUUCCACUUUUCAGAACUGCAUUUUUACGCAGUUUCGCAUAGUGCUGGGUGAUUUUAACUUUGCGAGCAUAGAGCAAGCCAACCGAAUUCUCGGCCCCAUUUACUUCAUUACCUUCGUGUUCUUUGUGUUCUUUGUACUGCUGAACAUGUUCUUGGCUAUUAUUAAUGACACAUAUUCAGAAGUGAAAGCUGACUUUGCAGUGGUACCGAGUAAAGAAUUUGAGAUCAGUGACCUCAUUAGACAGAGUUACAAUAAAGCCCUUGUGAAACUCCGGCUGAAGAAAUCGAAGAUGGAGGAUUUGUAUCCGGCAGGUGGAAGCUUGCAAAGCAUGAAAACCAAGGGGCAUUCUGCCUCCAAAACAGACGAUGCUUUGAAGCCUUCCAGAAGAUCUAGUGUGGAUGAGAAGGGUUAUCUAAAAUCACCACAGCUACAGAAGUGGAAGGAGACGCUUCACCAAAAGUAUCACUCUGCCGAGAAUAAGGAAUUGGCCGUGGCUUCUCAGGACCAAGUCUCUCCUCAGGAAUUUCAGCAACUUUUUAGAUACGCGACGGAACUGGAGAAGCGACUAAACGAGGUUAAUGCAAAGCUGAGCAGAAUUCUGAAAGGCGUGCCUGAUCUGAAAGGGUCUCCAGACAAGAAACAGAGAUAG